GUUUGCAUUGAGAAACAGGACUUGACUGAUUUAGGUGUUAAGUUUGGGCCUGCGAUUCAAAUCAUAAAAAAUGUAGAGAUACUGAGAAAUGACUUGGAGAGUGUAGGGAGAAGCAUGAGAUCCCCUGAGAGUGACCCCUUCAGAAGACAGGAGAGAUUUAGAUAUAGAGCCAUACCAGAAGCUAGGAUGGGGUCACAUGAGGAAACUCUGGAUUCUGACAGUGUGAAAUCGGAGUCAGUGGCUCCAAGUCUAAGCUCUUCAUGGACAUCAGUGGAAGAACUGAGACAUUCCGAUUCAGAUGUUGCAUCCCCCAUUCAACUGCCAAUGGGAGAGUCGGAAUCCAUUCCAGCUUAUGGAAAUAUGGAGGACAAUACGAGACAAAGUGAGACUUCCAUCUCAUCAGUUGACCACUGGAGAGAAACUACUCAGAAUCUGGAGAAGAGGAUAUGUCCCCCACGUCCCUUUGACAAAAACGACCCAUCGUUCACAUACAUACAAAAUGAUACCCUCCCCCCUGAAUCCGGUCCAAGCAAUCUCAUUGACCCGGUACAUGAGUACAAGAUCCUUCCAAGCACAGAGGAAGCCAGUGAGAUAGAUAUCCUGGUAAAGUUCAGCAACAAUGUGUUUUGUUUUUCCGCAGCCUGCAUGAACUCUCGCACCAAUGGGACCAUUCAUUUUGGGGUGACAGGCGGGCCCGGUCACAUGCAUGGACAGGUGAUUGGGCAAAACCUGCCAUCAUUCAAUAUGUAUACAGACAAGUUUGACUUGCGUCUCAAGGAACACUUUGGAGAAGAAACAAACAUCGCAAGAGCAUGCAUCAGGCCUCCAAAAUUCUUUCAGGUUCAACGUCUAGAUGGCGCGACUUCAGACAAGUGGGUGAUAGAAGUUGAUGUUGUCCCAAGUUAUUCACAGACUCAAGAGAAGCUUUUCUAUACCUCAAUAAUAUCUGAACUAAAUGGAGAAGAAUACAAAACUGAAUGUCUAUUUAUUCGACAAGGCCCAAAGAGCAUCAACAUUCUUGCAGACAAUAAUCCCAGAAGUCUUCAGGAGAAGAUGAGAGGUUUGACAGAGGAAGUCAAAUAUUGGUCAUCAGCACGCAAGUCAAAAGAGGAGAGCAACUGUCAGCUGCCCAACCAAAACCACCAAGGACAGAGGCUAAAACAAUUGAUAACUCAUGGGAGAGACAMACUUGAAAACUCAUUGCAAGUUAUAGUUGUCACAAACAAGUGCCACCCCAGUCAACUUGAACAUUUGGGUUUUUUGAAAGAGAUGAAGUUGUUUGCAGUGCUCGAGUUUGACCCAGAAUCUGACAUGAACGGGACAUGCAGUUUCUACAGAGCAGAUCGCAUAGCUAAUCUUCACUACCCUCGAAUGUACAAUACCAAUGACAGUGUCUCCACUGUUAUCGGAAAGCUGAACUUGUUUAAGCAGACAAGCUGGGUCUUUUGUAAUGGUCGAGCAAAUGAGGUCAGUGAAGCAGACWGACCUUUCACUACCAGUGAAUGGCUGAAGAAACGUGCUGGAGAAAUCAGCGAUAUGGUUUCAUUUCUCUGCAAUCCAGAUGUCUUGUCGAAAGACAGAUUACUUGUGGUGUUCAUGCUUCACUCAGGAGUCACUGACAUCUCAAGCCCUAUACUUGAGGCCUUUUGUGCGAUCUAUCGCACUCUUGAGGGUGAGGAUAAUAUGCUCUGCAUAUGCAAAGAUUCAAAUGUAUUCAGUCAAUGGAGAGACAUGAUAAAUACUCGCUGCAAAGUGGAUAUCACCAGUAAAUGUAUCYACGAAUUGAGCCUGAAUGAAAUCGACUGCACCAUCAGGAAAAUCAAAGAACCUCAGACACGGUCCUCUAGGAGAUAUCUGCCAUCUUCUGGCUCCAGUUCGGUCCUCCUGACACAAAAAGACGAAGAGCUGAUGACGGUACUUGAUAUACUGAGUGAAAAUGAAUGUGAGAACACUGAAAUUGAAACCAAGGACACUUUUGAGGAAUUCAAGACCAACACAGAGGAGGACUUUUACAGAGGCGGACAAGUGACUUGGUGGAACUUCUACUUGUCCGAGAGGCCAGGUUGUCUGCCAUUCAUCAAACGUGACAAGUAUGAGGAUCUUCACAACCUGAUCACACCUACAGAGGGGUACACAUCGCCAUGCAUAAUAAUAAACCUCUUCCAUCAUCCAGGCUGUGGUGGAACAACACUGGCCAUGCACGUGUUGUGGAACUUGAGAUGUAAAUUCAGAUGUGCCGUUCUGAAAAACACCACAGYACAGAACAGUGAGAUCGCAGUCCAAGUCACACACCUGCUGACCUGUGGCAAAGAGAAGCAGUUGAGUUAUACUCCUGUUCUACUCUUGGUGGACAACUGGGAGGACGUUGAAGACCUACAGAGAUGCAUACUAAGUGCAGCCAACGAGAAGAAAAAACCUGAGACUCUGAUGGUCAUCAUACUGAACUGUGAGAGAUCACAGAUUCCUGCAGUGAGCUCYAKAAACAGCCGACUUGACAACGUCUUCAUGAUCAACAAACUCUCCACCAAAGAGCAGAGCUUCUUUGAGGUGAAACUGAAAGAGCUCAAAGGUCACCAUCARAAACCUGAAACGUUCUACGCCUUCAUGAUCAUGACAAACAAUUUCAGUGAGAAGUACAUAGAGAAUCUGGUGUGCAACACCCUGAAAGACCUUGACACCUCCAGAAAAGAAGGACAGCUAUUUUCACUCUUAGCUUUGCUAAAUACAUAUGUGAACGGCUCCUAYAUGGCCCUGUCCCUCUGUGAGGAGUUUGUGGGGAUUAGGAAUGCUCUGUGGGGAAAAGARACACUUGASGACAAAAUGAACCCAUACUCCACGCUUCUGAUCCACUUCAACAUUGAAGAGCACGGCACCUAUCAGGCAGUUCGGUUUCUACACCAAAKGAUUGCAAGUAAUUGCCUCAAAGUMCUCACCGGAAAGCACAAGCUUCAWCUGGGGGAAAUAACAACCAAUCUGUUACACUGUGACUUGCUGUACAAAUCUGGCAUGGGUAAGGAYAUCCUGGUUCAAAACAUCCAAAGUAUGCUGAUCACRCGGCAAAGAAAGGAACUUGGACAUGACAAAGAUACACUGUUCUCUCCUUUGAUUGAAGACAUACAGACGGAUGAGGGAAUCAGCCAAAUCAAAGAAGUUCUUGUAAGAGCAACAAAGAGAUUUGACAAAAACGCAACUCUGCCACAAGCUUUGGCAAGGCAUUUCUAUCUGAAAGAGAAGGAUUAUAUAUCUGCUCUGCAAUGGGCCAAGGAUGCACAGCAGAAAAUGUACAAUUCUUACAUUGCUGACACAUUAGGACAGGUGUACAAAAGCCACCUAAAAUAUGAAAUUGAACAUGCUGAGGAGCUCACUCCAGAAGGGUUAGACAAAUGCCUAAAAUUAGCAUUUCAGGCCACCAAAGCAUUCAGAGAUUCACAGGAACUCGCAAAGAAGGAUGAGCCAAUGGAUUCCCUUGAUCUGSCCAACAGAAAGAGGCAACGAACCUACAACACAUCUGGGUAUGUCGGUGAAAUGGAAGUUUCAAUGAUUGUUUUWGAUAUCAUCAAAGAUAUUCCUUUUUUCAACAAAAGUGACGCACUCCAGCGAGACAAAAUGCUGCAGUUCCUCAAAAACCACUUGCCAGUGAGKGAUUUUCAUGAAACAACAAACAGUACAAAUGAUCAAUUCAUUGCUGUUCUGGCAGACCACGAGAAAUUCCUGGUCUCUUUGAAGCCACGGCUGAAGGAGAUGUUCAGUUUUUUUGAGAACUACUUCACAUACCUGAAGCCAAGGUCAAUUGAGAAGGAGACAGCAGAGGACAGAAACAAACGAAAAGUAUCAGGGCACUUCAAGAAGUACAUUCACAUCUUCUGUUCCUCGGGAGAAGAGAGGRCCUCUGAAAGGGCCAGUMAACCAAAACUGAGUAUCCGGCAGGAGAUWGAGGAGCAGCGAAACUAUUUGGAGCAAAAGCGAGCAGAUUCAUUUGCUGGUCUUCUCCAGUAUCUGAAUGAGAAGAAUGGGAAUCAAAUUGAAUUAAUUCUGAAGAAAUGGCAGUUCAUUGUUCAAAAUUCUACACGGAAACUCAUGGCUGACCGGAUCAAUUUCAUCCUUGCAAACAUUGUUCUUCACUGCAUUAAGCMRAGCUCAACAUUGCUGAAGAGGUACGAGGAGCUGGUCUCCCUUCUCAACGAGGCACUGCAAGAAGAGGGAACCCAUUCAAACUGCACAGAGCUGUACUACCUCUCAAUGUUGCUGAUGUGGCCAAGAAAGGACAACCUGCUUGAGAGCACCACAACGUYCAAAAACAUUGGCACAGGGACCCAAAACCUCACACAAGAAGGCCUCAUCCAAAGAUAG
This is a messenger RNA of Salvelinus sp. IW2-2015, 4350 nucleotides long. The record is from RefSeq and is a predicted model, not a curated record. NCBI's taxonomy places the organism in Eukaryota, Metazoa, Chordata, Actinopteri, Salmoniformes, Salmonidae.